Messenger RNA from Parasteatoda tepidariorum (common house spider), 1629 nucleotides. RefSeq names its product putative methyltransferase-like protein 24. NCBI's taxonomy places the organism in Eukaryota, Metazoa, Arthropoda, Arachnida, Araneae, Theridiidae. The record is from RefSeq and is a predicted model, not a curated record.
CAACUUUUCAAAUAAUCGAAGUUCUAUUGUAUAUGUCAUUAAAAAUGGAUAAGAGUAUCAUUGAUAUUCGAAAUUCUUGCUAUUUGACGAACCGAAACGUUCUAACAUCCCCUUUAAAGAAGCAAUUUACAUUUUGGAAAUAAAUUUUUUUUAUUCUAACGUAGGAACAAUAAAGACCAAAGAGCCCUCAUAAACUAUGAAAACAGAAAUAACAGGAAACAAUAAAAUAUCUUAACUCUAUUCAGUAUUAUGUUCUAUCCUGAUCUAAUAUAUCAAAGAACGUUUAGGAAUGUCAUGGUACACAGAAAAAGGAUCUGAACUUUCAAAAAAAUAUUAAAUAAUAAUAAUUUUAACCCUUAUCAGUUUUGCUUAUUCAUUGAAGCAGCAGUUUUAAUCGCUAAAUGUUUGAUAUUUUCGUCCAAUCAAAAAUAAAAAUUCGACGAUACUAAUUUUUAUAACUUAUAAUGUGUUAUGGAUAUCCGGUAAAAUGUCCAGAGCUAUUCCUUUCUGAGACUGUUAGUUAGAACUGCGACUAGUUAUGAAAGAUGGUUAAGAGCGACCAAUCAGAUCGUUAUGGAAGCAAAUUGCACAAGACAUUUGGCGUGAAUUUUAAGCUGGGAAACUAUUGGCUGCUAGUGAGAAAAUACUUGGGUUUUAUUGCCUACGUAUCUAUCAUAGUAGGCACCUCUUUCCUCAUAUGUUGCGCUUUUUGGCUGCCAGAUGUCAGACUUUGGUGCAAAUUUGGUGAAUACAACAAUAAAGCACGUAGCAUUGACAGUUUUCUUCUUUUGAGGGAGAAGGAAAGAGCAUCAUACGACAGGUUGAUGCGGUAUAUUCUACACCCCCAGGCACCCUGUCAGACGAUUCAAAUUCUUGGAGGUAAAAAAGGACGGAAUAAGAAAUUUGACGGUGAUAAAGUGAUUUGCCUAGAGCCUGGUCCUGGUCUAGGCGAAGAUUGUAUUGUGUAUUCUUUUGGGAUAUCAAAUGAUUGGUCUUUUGAUGAGAGCAUUCAUGAUAAAUUUGGUUGUCAAGUGUACUCCUUUGAUCCAAGUAUGGGUAUUGAAGACCAUGACCACACCAAAGAUAUUCAUUUUUUUAACAUGGGAGUUGGAGAGUUUGACGGUAAAAUAAAUGUAGGAGACCAAAUGUGGAAUAUGAGAACACUGGAUACAAUAAUACACCAGUUAGGACACAAGAAUCGAACGAUAGAUGUAUUGAAGCUUGAUAUAGAAGGGGCAGAAUAUGUCGUUCUUGAAGACAUUCUUUCAAAAGGACUUUUAAACCAUGUCAAUCACCUCUGUAUGGAGAUACAUCUUCCGGACAACCCCUACUGGACAAGGGUCUUAAAAUUGCUCAAGAGAAUUGAAGAAGAAGCAGGGCUUCGACAUUUCAGCACUCGCAACAACACUCAGACCCCUUUGAUGAGGGUGCCCGGGUUCUACGCAAGACUAGAGCAACAUUUUUUCGAAAUGGCAUGGUACAGGCACUGAAAAUCAGCACAUGGAUGGCAUGUCUCAUAAUUUCACAAGAACUCAAACACUAAACCUAUGUAUUUAUAGUAAAUGAGCGGCUUGAUGCUGACUGGACAUAACAUAAGAAAAUAAUAAAACUUGAGUUUUUUUUUUAGAA